AUGGGUGUUCUAAGACAACGAACCCACCAGAAGAAUACGACAAGCAGCCAUGGAAGAAAAAGAACCAAGAAACACCCGAAGACAACCAUUGCUUCUCUUCCAAAAGAUUUGUUGGUUGACAUUCUUGCCCAUGUCGGAUCAUCUUCGUUCAUUGAUGUUUUCAAUGCUAAACAAUGUUGCAAGGACUUUCUGGAAGCAACAGAAGAACAUUAUGUCAUUCAACGCAUUUCAAUCGACAAGUUUCCGACGAUUCCAUGGUAUCCUCAAAGUGAUAAUGUUUGUUCAUUCCUAAUGAAUUGCUUCGACAAAGGAAACCCGGAGUCAUUAUUCAGACGAGGAAUUAUAGAUUAUUUUGAGAAGGCUGAAGUUGAAUCUGGAUUGGAGUAUCUAAAAAUGGCAUCCAAGAAGGAGCAUACUGAGGCCACGUAUGUUUAUGGGAUGAUUCUCCUUUCUCAAGGAGAUAGAUGGAGCAACCAAGGGUUGAAGCUGUUGAAUUCCAUGAGGAAUUCGCAAUCAAGAUGUUGGAACGUUGAUGAUUGUAGAAAUAAACCAAAAACGCCAUUGAAGAUCAAAUCAAGCUCUAAUUGA
Molecule: messenger RNA, 588 nt
Organism: Lactuca virosa
Lineage: Eukaryota; Viridiplantae; Streptophyta; Magnoliopsida; Asterales; Asteraceae
Source: the annotation of a GenBank genome assembly